AUGGGAAGGGUUUUUCGUAACAAAGAGAUAAUGAAGCUGAGCUUGUCCCUUUAUGCGAUCCAAAACAUAUUUGAAUAUGUGGUUGUUCGAUCAGAUAAGAAGGAUUAUCUUGUCAAGUGUUCACAUGACGAGCAAGCAAUAAAAACACUUGUGUCGCACUGCAUAAAAUACAAGUACAUAUCGUUACGCACUCUGUAUACCCCAAAUGAUAUACGUAAUGACGUGUUGCAUACGUAUGGAGUAUCGUUGAAUUAUGUGAAAGCGUGGAGGUCUUGGGAGAAAACUUUGAAACUGAUUAGGGUUGAUCCAGCAGAUUCUUUUAAUAAUAUACCAAGAUUCAUUGUCGUGUUGCAACAUACAAAUCCUGGAACGAUCAUAGAUCUGGAGCUUGAUGGUCACAGUAGGUUCAAAUAUUGCUUCAUGGCCAUAUACAUACUUGCUUUUGGGAUUGGGGAUAGUGAGAAUGAUGCCUCGUGGACAUGGUUCUUCGAAAAUUUGAGGAAGGCGUACGACUAUAGAGAAGAGUUGUGUUUCGUAUCGGAUCGCCAUAAUGGCAUCAAAAAUGCUAUUGAGAAGGUGUAUCCAGGAACAUGUCAUGGAAUUUGUUCGUAUCAUCUCCUUCAAAAUCUAAAGUCACGUUAUGGAAAAUCGGGUAAAAAUAUAACGCAAACAUUUAAUUCAGCUGUUCGUGCCUACACGUUGUCAGAAUAUGAAUAUAACAUGCAACAGCUCGACGCGAUUAAUGGAAAUAUAAGGGAUUACCUGGACGUAGAGUCGGUUAAUGCGGUCACAAAAUCUGCCAAGAAUUAUCCCAUUGUAGCUUUGUUGGAGUCAUUGCGACAAACCAUUCAGUCGUGGUUUUGUAGACAUCGGGAAUCCGCGCAAAUCACUUUCACAACCUUGUCAAGCAAGUAUGAGAAGCAAAUGAGGGAAAUGAGCACGGAUAUUAGAAACUUGAGGGUUGUGCGUAUUAAUCAGGUAAUGUUCUCAGCCAGAUGUGAAAAUUUAACUUUUUUUGUUGAUAUAGAAGGACGUACAUGCACGUGUAGGAUGCUUCAAGUUGAUCAACUACCAUGUCCACACGCUCUGACUGUGAAUGCAAGUGUAAAGAUGAAUCCAUAUGAGUUUUGUUCAUAUUAUUACACGAGAGAAGCAUACAAGAAUACUUACAACGAAACUGUUUUCCCUGUAGGAAGUCAAAAUGAAUGGAUAGUGCCCAAAAACUUUGAGAACAUAGUCGUGUUACCACCUAAUCAAAAGCGAAGUUGCGGAAGGCCUACUGAGAAGAUGUUUAGAUCUGCAGUUGAAGAUAACAUAACCGUCAAAUGCGGUCAUUGCGAUGAAAGUGGUCAAAAUUGCAGAACUUGUAGUAGUUUGGUUCCAUUAAGUCAGAUUCAAUCGAAAAAAUAA
This is a messenger RNA of Olea europaea var. sylvestris, 1410 nucleotides long. RefSeq lists its product as uncharacterized. NCBI's taxonomy places the organism in Eukaryota, Viridiplantae, Streptophyta, Magnoliopsida, Lamiales, Oleaceae. Gene Ontology annotation, molecular function: zinc ion binding. The transcript is spliced from 6 exons. The record is from RefSeq and is a predicted model, not a curated record. Bases 1 to 1410 code for a protein of 469 amino acids.